Messenger RNA from Eucalyptus grandis, 1933 nucleotides. RefSeq names its product lysosomal Pro-X carboxypeptidase. Gene Ontology annotation, molecular function: serine-type exopeptidase activity; dipeptidyl-peptidase activity. The transcript is spliced from 10 exons. Gene Ontology annotation, cellular component: vacuole. The record is from RefSeq and is a predicted model, not a curated record. Gene Ontology annotation, biological process: proteolysis. Bases 89 to 1672 code for a protein of 527 amino acids. NCBI's taxonomy places the organism in Eukaryota, Viridiplantae, Streptophyta, Magnoliopsida, Myrtales, Myrtaceae.
CGGAUUUCCUGCUCCCAUUGCCACAUAUUUAAACAUCCACAAAUGCAGAACGAAGCCACCUGAAGACAACGAACGAAGUGCGCAGAAGAUGGCGAAACCCGCCAUCGCCGCGUUAUCAUUCUCCAUCGUCCUCCUCUCCAUCCUCGCUCAGCAAUCCUCAUCUUCCCCGUCCUUCAAACCCAUCUCCUCCCGCGGCGCCCCGAGGUUCCUCGGCAGAUUCUCGACCUCCAAACCCCACCACCGCGACCGGCGGUCGGAUCAGCUUCUUGGGUACCGAUACGAGACGCGGUACUUCGAGCAGCAGCUCGACCACUUCAGCUUCGCGGAGCUGCCGACGUUCAGGCAGCGGUACCUCAUCAGCUCGGAGCACUGGGUCGGGCCCGAUCGGCUCGGACCCAUCUUCUUGUACUGCGGGAAUGAAGGCGACAUCGAGUGGUUCGCUGCCAACUCGGGCUUCGUGUGGGAGAUCGCCCCGAGCUUCGGUGCCAUGGUGGUUUUCCCCGAACAUCGGUAUUAUGGUGAGUCAAUGCCAUAUGGGAGUCAAGAGGAAGCGUACAAGAAUGCCGCUUCCUUGUCUUAUCUUACGGCGGAGCAAGCGCUCGCUGAUUUCGCGGUGUUGAUCACAGACUUGAAGCGAAACUUGUCUGCUGAGGCUUGCCCUGUUGUUCUUUUUGGUGGUUCAUACGGUGGAAUGUUAGCAGCAUGGAUGAGGUUAAAGUAUCCGCAUAUUGCCAUAGGCGCACUUGCUUCUUCAGCUCCGAUUCUUCAGUUCGAAGAUAUUGUGCCACCAGAAACGUUCUACGACAUUGUCUCCAAUGAUUUUAAACGUGAAAGUACUAGCUGCUUUAACACCAUUAAAGCAUCCUGGAAUGCAUUGAUAUCCGAAGGCCAGAAGGAGAAUGGUCUUUCAAAACUGACAAAAAUGUUCCGGCUAUGUCGGGAGUUAAAGAAUACAGAAGAGCUGGCCAAUUGGCUGGAUUCCGCUUACUCCUUUUUGGCAAUGGUUGACUAUCCAUAUCCUUCUGAAUUUCUUAUGCCUCUACCUGGAUACCCAAUAAGAGAGGUCUGCAGAAAGAUUGAUGGUUGUCCAGAUGGGACUAGCAUUCUGGAACGUGUAUUUGAAGGUGUUAGUGUCUAUUACAAUUACACCGGAGAAGUUGAUUGCUUUGAAUUGGAUGAUGAUCCUCAUGGAAUGGAUGGCUGGAACUGGCAGGCAUGCACAGAGAUGGUUAUGCCCAUGUCUAGUAGCCCAGAUGCAAGCAUGUUUCCUACAUACGAUUUUAAUUUUUCUGCUUUCCAAGAGGAGUGCUGGACCGAUUUCAAAGUCAUUCCAAGACCAACAUGGAUAACAACUCAUUUUGGUGGGAAAGAUAUCAUGACCACUUUGAAGACGUUUGGAAGCAACAUCAUCUUCUCAAAUGGCUUUCUUGAUCCUUGGAGUGGUUAUAGUGUGACCCAGAAUGUAUCUGAUUCUCUUGUUGCUUUAAACACCCAAGAAGGUGCUCAUCACAUAGAUUUGCGUGCUGCAACGGCGGAGGAUCCAGACUGGCUGGUAGAACAAAGAGCGGCUGAGAUCAAGCUGAUGAAGAAGUGGUUGAGCGACUAUUACCAGGCGAAGGGAGCUACUUUGCUAUCUAAUGUGGAAACAGGUGACAGAGCUGAAUCCAUGUAAACAUAUCCACAGUCCUCCCUUUAUGUAGUAAAAUGCGCAAAAGGCUACAUCGAUGUAAAUAUGUCCGCAGACUAAAUUGAGAUGAUCUCGUAAUAACCACGGGUGGUGGUUGCUUGUAUGGGUAUUGUAAAGAAAAGGCUAGACUGAAUAUUGGUAAUGAUGUCGGUUCCAUCAUUAUACAGUGGUUUUUACUAAGGAAUUCGGAAUCUGGAGUUCUACCAAGAAAUGAAAAAGUCUAGAUCAAUAAUUGUAGGGAAUUAA